AUGUUAUCUCAACAUACCCCAGGGUCACAGAAGAAUGAAGCUCUCAAUGAACCGGUCCCCCAGAAAAGAUCCCAAAGCACAUUUGGUAACAGACUUGCAGAUCUAUCCUCGUCAAGCGAAUUUUUGGUUGUCAGCAAAGUGAGACAAAAGGAAGAAGCUCGGAGUUUACUCAAGAGCAUCAGAUCUUCUAGAAAUAGCAUGCCAAAUAUCAGAGAAAUCCCUCACAAUACUUAUCUGUUGAAAAUCAGAUAUGAUGAAGAAGGAAGGCCGAUCAAGAGGACAAUUGUAGGGACGAAAGAUCAAUACGAAAAUCCUCAGAAACAGAGAGAGAAACGAGGCUUCUCAUUGAAACGGCUCAGAGAUGAAUUUAUCUUAAAGCCUCUCAAUAAACCUCAGAAGCCUAAAGCAGGAAAGUUUAUCAAUGCUAAAGUAACAUUUGAUCCGAUAUUUGGCCAAAAGAAAUCCCAAAGUUCUAUAGUUGAUGAGCGAUAUAAAACAAUUUCGAUCCCUAGAGGUGGGGAUAACUUUAAAAAUGUCUAUGCAAAGAAAUUCUCAAACCGAGAUUUGGAAAAUUUCAUAAAUGAAUAUAAACACAGGAAAGUGGAGGAAGAAGAUAUCUCUGAACUUUACAGCAGCAUCUUCCAUACUUCUCUCAGCUCAAUCCAGAGUUUAAAGAAUGCUCCAAAAGAGUUCCUUCAUUGGCAAGAUAAAGACAGCAGAUUUCUACAGAAUUAUGAAAAACAGCGUAAAACAUGGAGAAAUAAGGCAAUGUCGUUGGGUAAAAAGAUAAAUUCCAGAGACCCCAGGGAUAAUCUCAUCAAAAAGUCCGAUGCUUUUCAUGAAGAAACUCUUGUCAAAUCCGGAGCUCUCUCUCCUGAGAAGAACUACUAUAAAAGCAUGAAUAGCUGGUAUGCUAGCUUGAGGAAAACUAACAAAGAAGAUGCUAGACAUAGUAACUUUAUCAAAUAAUUCAGAUGGAAAAGACCCUAUUUAUAUCCACGAGACAUGCCAUUUUAGAGACUUGAACAUCAUCAAGAGACCUAAGGAAUUAGAGAUGUUUGAGAAUCACAACUCCAAGUCUAGAUGUUUGAAGCACAUGCCUAAUACCAAACAGUCAAUUAAAGCAAUCCAGAGAAUAAACUCUGUUGGAAGUCUGAUGAUUAAAGGUGUCAACAAGUUUGACAGAGAAAUGGAGUAUAUUAAAAGUAUACCCGAAGACAAGAGGUUUAUUGUAGAUAAUAUCCCUGAAGAAGAAAGAAAUUCACCUUCACAAUAAUUUCUGGAAUAUUAAAACCACUCAACUAUAA
Molecule: messenger RNA, 1307 nt
Organism: Moneuplotes crassus
Lineage: Eukaryota; Ciliophora; Spirotrichea; Euplotida; Euplotidae
Source: the annotation of a GenBank genome assembly